AAAGAAAUGCUAGAACACAUACAAGGUUUCAAGAAGGAGCAGUUCAGACUUGAGGUUGCUUCCACUGGCAAUCUAAUCCUCAGUGGGGAAAGGAUGGUGAAUGAGAGCAAAGCUGUAUACGUCAGUCAGACGUAUAAACUGCCAGAGGAUUCAGAUGCUGAACAGAUCACUGGAAAAUAUGAUGCGUUGUAUCUCAACAUAACAGUCCCAAAGCUGGCUAGGCAAGAAGAAAAAGAAGACGAGAAAGAGCAUACUGAAAAUGUCAGCAGCAUAACACCAGAGAAUAAUGCAGAAGAACCAGCUAGAAACUCUGAAAAUCUAGGCAGACAUGAUGAUGGAGGAUACGAUUGCAGACGUCACAGUAACAAUGAAAAGAAAGUAGAUCCGAGCAAAAAAACCGGCCGUGUAGAUAGUUUCUCUGAAGAGUUCAUAAGACAACUCGAGGCUGGGCCAAGGGGGUGGGCAAUAGAUUUGCUUGGGAUUGUUCUUGUACUUGGUGUAGCAUUUGCUCUGGGAGUGCUUGCGUCUCAAAGGUCUGAAUCAAAGUAAAGGGCCAAUUUGCAACGAUAAACAUGAUCUGUGCUCCUUUAAUGUACAAAUAUACACUUGAGUAUCAA
Molecule: messenger RNA, 617 nt
Organism: Rubroshorea leprosula
Lineage: Eukaryota; Viridiplantae; Streptophyta; Magnoliopsida; Malvales; Dipterocarpaceae
Source: the annotation of a GenBank genome assembly